Messenger RNA from Moneuplotes crassus, 1952 nucleotides. The record is from the annotation of a GenBank genome assembly. NCBI's taxonomy places the organism in Eukaryota, Ciliophora, Spirotrichea, Euplotida, Euplotidae.
AUGAUUUAUAAUAUUAUUCCCAAAUAUAUAGCCAAUGCUAAACUUCAAAACACAUCUACCCCUCCAUCUCUCAAUCUCGCCCAUCCUUCUAUCUUUCUUAACCCAUCCCUCCCUACUCAAAGAACAAGUCCUGACUGGCUACCUCCAGAUGCUCAGCCAGCACACAGAAGUAUGACUUGACCAACCAGACUAGCAGAUAAGAGGAAUACCAAUAUGUCUGACAAACUCUCAGAAAAAUUAGAUAAACAAAAAAUCAUCCGGACCGAGCAAGAGGCUGAAAAGGAAGACAGAAAGAAGGAAUUCUACAAGCAGUUCAAGGAAGAGCGCGAUCAAUUCAUUUAUAAGAUCAACUCAUUGGAGGAAGCACUCAGGGCAGCCAGCACUUCCAACUCGGAGGCCCUUUCCGAGCACAUUGCACUACUAGACAAAGACAGAAUUGAGUUCAAGGAGAACCUUGAAAAUGAAUUUAAAAAGAAAAAAGACGAUCUUGAGGAUGAACGCAAGAAAUUUAAGGCCAAGCAGGCUAAUCUGAAUGCGGAAAUUGACAAGCUCAAAUCUACAAUAGCGAAUCUGAAGGAUAAUCUUAUGAAGCAGAAGUUGGAGUACACCAGGGAAGAAGCCAAAAUUAACCAGAAGUUGGUCUUUAAGGAUGAUAAGAUCUCUGAGUUGCGAAAGACAAUCAAAGAGAGCUCCCAGGAGUACCAAGAGAGGCUUGAUACUCUCAGAUCGGACCUUUACAGUGAAUCCCAGAAAAAGAUGACCUAUCUGGAGGAAGAGAACCAGAGAUUUAGUGAGAAGCUUGGAGACAAGGCUGCCAUACUGAUAAACCUCGAGUCAGAGAUCAUCCGUCUUAAAAGUGAACAAGAGGAAGAGAAGCUAAUUUCAGGACAGAAGGUCUCGUCCCUUGAGAGCAAGCUUAGCAUGCUCAAAGAGGAGUACGAUAAAAAAAUCGAAUUUAUUAACUUUGAGAGCCAGAGCACCAUUAAGCAAAUAGAUAACGAGGUACAACAACUCGUCAAAGAAAAUGAUAACCUAAAGACCAAGCUCAUCGACUUUGAGAAAGACUACACUGAGCUUCACAGUAAUUAUGAGAGGGAUAAAGCCCUCUGGGAUGACAGGUUAGAGUUCCUCGAAGGCCAGAAGAACCAGGCUAAGCGGGACCUCCAAGAUGCCCACCAAAAGUAUGAGAUGACAGUAGAGCGACUGGAGCGGAAGGACUCUUCAAAGAGAGGGAAGACAAAGGAAAGCAAACUUAAUCUUGAUCAACAAAAUUGAUAAGAAGUACAAGGAUCAGAUCAAGGAUAUCAACAGGUCACAUGCAUCCGUGAUUUCUGACUGGAACUCUCGCUAAAAAAGCUUGGAGAAGGAAUACAAGGAACUGAGCCAGAAGUAUAAGAUAGAAUCCUGAGGAAAAAUCUCGGAGGAUUCUUCAUGGGAGUCUAAGAUCAGAGACUUGCUUGAGUCCGAGCAGCACUAUCAGGAGGAGAAUAAAUAACCUCAAAUCUCAGCUUGAAAAGCAAUCCUUGGAGAUCCAGUUGCUGCUUGAGAAGGAGAAGAUCAACUAUAAGCAAAAUUUAGAGAUCCUUGAGAAGAAGUACAAGGACUCCGAGUCUAAGAGAAGCCUCCAGGUAUUUGAAGUUGAGAAGGAGAGAACCAGGUGGGCCCUCGAGAAGAACAAAAUUAACCAUGAGUACGACUUACUCAAGGACAAGAAUAGGAAGUUGGUCAGUGAGAAGGAAACCCUAAAAAAUGAGUUGAUGAAGGUCAAAACUGAUAUUAGAGAAAGCAGCAAGGGCAUACUUAGUGGGGCGUUAGCUCCUCGACAGCUACUAAGGAGUUGGCUAAUAAGAAAGUCAAGACUAUGAGCAAUGUAGGCUCUUCUUCGGGCAAGAGUUAUAAGCCUUAUCAUAAGAGCUAUUCGAAGCUCUGGUUAUCUACCAAGAAUUAUAUUG